AUGCUGGACCUCAUGGCGCUGGGGGCCUUGAGCUUCAAGGAGCAGUUCAUCCACCUCGGCAAGCCAGGACCACAACAAGAGCUUGAGCGCAAGCAGCUCGGCUCGCGAAAUGCUCCGCGGCAGGCGGACGCCGAAGAUAUGACAGCUGGCUUUCCGUUGGAAGACCGGGAGGCCUACAUUCAGCAGCACGUUCACCGCAAGCUCCAGCGUUAUGUGACCACCAUGAGCGACCAAGAGGUCUUCAACCUCGGCAAGCUUAGCUUCAACGAGCAGUUCCGCACGCUGAGCGUGGACGCCACCGAGGCGGACGAGGCCGACUUCGGCCAGCUGGGCCGAGCUGGCUACAUCCAGCAGCACGUCCACAGGCGCCUGCACAAUCGUGCAGCGCAGCUGAACGACAAGGACCUGCUGGAGUUGGGGAAGCUGGACUUCAAUGAGCAGUUCGUGGUGCUUCAAACCCCAGGCCCCAGGGAGACAGGGGAGGAGGAGGCGCAAGCGAUCUUCGGAGAGGCCGGCAGAGAAGGAUACUUGCAGCAGCGGGUCCACAGGAUGCUCCAUGCCCACGUAGUGCACCUCUCCAACCUGGAGCUGGUGAAGCUUGGGGAGAUGAGCUUCAGCGAGCAGUUCACCGCGUUAGGGCGUCCAGGGCCAAAGCAGAUGGACGCCAGGGCUAUGAAGUACAGGCCUGAAGCCUCCAGCGAGGCGUCCAACCUGCGAGGUUUGAGUCGCCAGGAGUUCAUGCAGCAGACGCGAGUGCAUCGCAAGCUGCAUGCGCAGGCCGCCUAUUUGAGCGACGCAGAGCUGGGAAGGCUCGGCGCGCUGAGCUUCAACGAGCAGUUCGACGCCCUGUCGGCCUUGCAGGCCCGGGAGACCUCGAAGAUCCCGUCGGGGAGGAGUGCAGCGGUGUUCGGCGGCAUGGACCGGGACACUUUCAUGCAGCAGCGCGUCCAUCGGAGACUUCACGGCAGGGCUGCGGUACUGCCUGACGAGGAGCUGGCACGGCUUGGCCAGCUCUCCUUCAAGGACCAGUUCCCUACCCUUGAGCUCCUUGAGGCAGGCUAG
Messenger RNA from Effrenium voratum, 1062 nucleotides. NCBI's taxonomy places the organism in Eukaryota, Dinophyceae, Suessiales, Symbiodiniaceae. The record is from the annotation of a GenBank genome assembly.